AUGGCGACCGGGAGCUCUGAAACGUCGCCGCUGCUCUCUGCUCCGGCAGCAGCAGCAGCAGCAGCGCCGUCGUCGCCGCCUCCAGCUUCCGGCAUGUCGUCGAGAGUCAAGACGGCCCUCUGGGGCCCGCCGUCGAUCGAGCGGUCGUUGCUUAUCAAGCUGGACUUCACGGUGCUGAUAUACUUCUCGGUGAUCUGGUUCCUGUUCGGCAUCAACCGCGCGAGUUAUAACACGGCGUAUAUCAGCGGGAUGAAAGAGGAUCUUCAUUUCCAAGGAAAGGACUUCAAUUACAUGCACACCAUCUACCUGGUCACCUAUGCGGUCUUCCAGAUCCCGUCAACUUCUCUUUUGACCGUCGUCAAACCACGCUAUGUCUUCGUCGCGGCGAACACCGUCUGGAGCGUACUCACUCUCGUCACCUUCCGCACGACGCAUGUCCAUCAGAUCUUCAUCCUCAACGGCUUCGAAGGCGCUUUCUCGGCUGUCGCAUACGUGGGCGCCCAUUUCAUCUACGGCUCGUGGUACAAGCAAUCCGAGCUCGCGACCCGCGCGGCGGUCUUCUGCGCCUUUGGAAACCUCGGCAACAUGGCCGGUGGCUGGAUCCAGGCCGGACUGCUGGCGUCCUUGUCGAACGGUCCGCUGGCCCCUUGGAGACUCAUCUUCGUGGUGGUUUCGUGUGUCACGAUUCCGUUUGCCGUUUUUGGCUGGUUUGCUAUCCCGGAUUUGCCGGAGCACCGAACAGCCAGAUUCCUCUCCGCCGAAGAACGGGAAUUCGCCGUGCGCCGUCUCGGUCAUGCGAAGGCCAAGGAGUGGGAUUUGAGUGUCUUCCGACGUGUCCUCCUCAGUUGGCAGUUCUGGCUGCUUCCGACCGUCUUCAUGCUCUACUCCCUCAGUGUGCAGGCCAUCGGCAACAACGUCAUACCGCUGUGGAUGGCCUCCCGAGGCUACAGCGUGAUCCAGCAGAACAACUACCCGACGGCGACCUUCGCGACCGGCAUCGUGGCGACCUUCAUCUACUGCGCCGUCUCCGACAGGCUCCGCUCCCGCUGGCAGGCGUCUCUGUGCAUCGGCUUCACUUUCAUCGUCAGCAGCGCCAUCCUCAUCGCGGACCCGCCCGACGCGGGGUACUUCUUCGCGUUUUACCUGAUGGGCACGACGUACGCGCCGCAGGCGCUGUGGUACUCGUGGAUGGCGGACCUCACGGCGCAUGACCUGCAGCUGCGGGCCAUCACGACCGGGUUCAUGAACUCGUUUGACUUUGCGUUUGUGACGUGGUGGCCUCUCAUCUUCUUCCCUGUGACGGAUGCGCCGAAUUAUCGCAAGGGGUAUAUCGCGAGUCUAGUGACGGGGGCUCUGACUGUACCCGUCAUCAUCCUGAUCGCGGUUCUUGAGAGGAGGGGAAGGAGGAAGGGAACCAUUGGCAACGUUCCCGGCGGAGAUAGCGAUGCGGUGACGGAUCGGUCUGGGAGGCAGUCAAGGCAGUCUGAUGUUGGGCCUGGCAAGGUCAACGGAGACGCUACGGAACCAGCGGCAGCUGUGACGAAGGUGAUAGCGCCCAGCGGCAUCUGA
Colletotrichum karsti is the source of this 1569-nucleotide messenger RNA. RefSeq lists its product as uncharacterized. The record is from RefSeq and is a predicted model, not a curated record. Gene Ontology annotation, molecular function: pantothenate transmembrane transporter activity. Gene Ontology annotation, cellular component: plasma membrane. The coding region runs from base 1 to 1569 and encodes 522 amino acids. Gene Ontology annotation, biological process: pantothenate import across plasma membrane. NCBI's taxonomy places the organism in Eukaryota, Fungi, Ascomycota, Sordariomycetes, Glomerellales, Glomerellaceae. The transcript is spliced from 6 exons.